Messenger RNA from Entamoeba dispar SAW760, 2199 nucleotides. Its product is annotated as thermostable beta-glucosidase B, putative. The coding region runs from base 1 to 2199 and encodes 732 amino acids. Gene Ontology annotation, biological process: carbohydrate metabolic process. The record is from RefSeq and is a predicted model, not a curated record. NCBI's taxonomy places the organism in Eukaryota, Evosea, Mastigamoebida, Endamoebidae. The transcript has a single exon. Gene Ontology annotation, molecular function: hydrolase activity, hydrolyzing O-glycosyl compounds.
AUGAACCAAUUACCACAAGACAAUUCUCACAAACUCCCUCACGAAUAUUUAACAUUAGAACAAAAAUUAAGAUUAAUGAUUGGUGAAUAUAUUUGUUUAAUGAAUCCUUUUAAAUUUUUUCCUUCUUUGACUGAAAUUAAGUCAUGUGUUUGGGCAAGUGGGUCAAUGACUUAUCCAAUUACUGGUAUUUCACCUCCGAUAAAUCUUUGUGAUGGUCCUUCUGGACUUCGAAUUGGUUCUAAAUUAUUUAUUAAAAAUUCUACUUCUUUUCCAUCAGCAACAUGUAUUGCUGCUACAUUUAACAAGGACAUGGCCAUGAUAGAGGGAGAAGCUAUUGGGAGUGAAUGUGUUAAUAAAUCUAUUGGAGUUCUUCUUGCACCAGCAAUUAAUAUUCAAAGACAUCCAUUAGCAGGAAGAAAUUAUGAAUGUUAUUCUGAAGAUCCUCUUUUAGCUGGGGAGAUGGGAGCUUCAUACAUAAUUGGAGUACAAAAAAAUGGGGUUGCGGCUUGUGUUAAACAUUUUGUUGCCAAUAAUCAAGAGACACAAAGAGAAGAAAUUAAUGUUGAAAUAUCACAACGUGCUUUGAGAGAAAUUUAUGUUGAAGCAUUUAGAAUCGCACUUCAAGGAAACCCAAUGACUUUAAUGACUUCAUAUAAUAAAGUAAAUGGGCAAUAUGUUGGAGAAAAUGAAGAAAUGAAGAUGUUACUAAGAGAAGACCUUCGUUAUAACGGAAUCAUUAUGACUGAUUGGUAUGCAUGUAAAGAUACUGUGAGAAUGGUGUUAGGAGGAAAUAACCUAAUUGAACCAGGAAAGCCAAGUAAUUAUACUGAACUAUUUGAAGAAAUCAAAAAAGGAAAUGAUAAAUUAAUGAAAGAAAUUGAUGAAUCUGUUGAUAGAAUAAUUGAAUUUACAAACUCUAUUAAACCAAUAAAACAAAUGAUUGAUUACACAAAUGUAGCUCUAUCAGUUGCCGAAGAAGGGUGUGUGUUAUUAAAAAAUAAUCAAUGUUUACCAAUAAAAGAGUCAUCAAAAAUUUGUCUCAUUGGAAGUGCAUCAUAUGGACCAUUUGCAUUUGGUAUUGGAAGUGGUCAAUCUAAUCCAUCAAGAGUUAUUUCAAUUAAAGAAGGAUUAUUAGCACAAGGAAUGUUUAUUGAUAAACCAGUUGAAAGAAUUUAUUCUCAACACGUUUAUCAACAAAAUAAAAGAUCAGUAGAUACUUAUAUGGGAGUUUUUAAUUUAUUUAAAGAUUACGAAGAAUUAUUAUUUGAGAAAAGAUGGGGUAUUAGAUGUUCACAAGAAUGUGAUAUUGCAGUAUUUACUAUAGGAAGAAUUUGUGGUGAAUUUUAUGAUAGAACAUUACAAUCAUUCUUUCUUCAACCAAAUGAAAUUAAUACAAUCAAAUGUGUUAGUGAGAUAUUUCAUUCUGUUAAUAAAAAGGUUAUUAUAGUUUUAAAUAUUGGUGGUGUUAUUGAAAUAGAAAGUUGGAAAGAUCUUGUUGAUGGAAUUAUUGUUUGUUGGAUUAACGGAGAGCAAUGUGGUAAUGCUGUUGCUUCAAUAUUAUCUGGUCAUACAAAUCCAUCUGGUAGACUUCCAACAACUUUUCCAAUUACUUUAAACCAACCGAAUUUGCAAUCAUUUCCAGGAGAUGAUCUAAUUAAACCAACAAAAGUAAUAUAUAAAGAAGAUAUUUAUGUUGGAUAUCGUUAUUAUACAACAUUCAAUCAAAAAUGUUCAUACCCAUUUGGAUAUGGGUUAUCAUAUACUCAAUUUGAAUAUUCUAACUUUAAUGUUUCUGUUGAUUUAGAACAUCAACUUAUUCACUUUACUGUAACCGUAACAAAUACUGGAACUUUUGAAGGAAAAGAAGUUAUUCAAAUAUACGUUUCAAUACCUGAAGACCGUUUAGAACAUCCAUCUAUUGAAUUAAAAGCAUUUGGUAAAACAAAAUUAUUAUUUCCAAAUGAAAAUCAACAACUUUCUUUUACUCGAACUUUUAGAGAUCUUAGCUCAUUUGAUACUGAUUCCGCUUGUUGGAUUAUUGAAAAAGGUGUUUACACUGCUUUUGUAAGUAAAGACUGUUUGACCCAUGUUCUUUCUAAAACAUUCUCAAUAACUCAAACAAUAAUAGUUAAACAGUCACAUUUGUAUGCCAUGCCAAUCACUCAAUUCAAUUGUUUAUCAAAAAAUUCUUUACAAUAA